Messenger RNA from Lepus europaeus (European hare), 15564 nucleotides. It is a transcript of the gene SPATA31H1, whose product is annotated as SPATA31 subfamily H member 1. The transcript is spliced from 13 exons. NCBI's taxonomy places the organism in Eukaryota, Metazoa, Chordata, Mammalia, Lagomorpha, Leporidae. The record is from RefSeq and is a predicted model, not a curated record. The coding region runs from base 1 to 15564 and encodes 5187 amino acids.
AUGGCGCUAAUCUGGGGGCUGGCCAUCCCACUGCCAUCUUCCCUCAGCCUUUCACUAUUAUUUGGUCUUCUUGUUUGUGGAUUUUGGGUGCUGUUUUUUAGGUAUCAGCAUUUGAAGCAGGUGGCAGCCAAGACAGAGACUUCAAAGCAGGAUAAAUUGAAAAAGGCCCAGAAACUCACAGGUCAGAAAGAUCCUAUCCUUUACUCUUUAGCUCAAGUUCCACAGUUAGAAGAAAAUAUGACGGAUUGCAUUGAAGCUCACAUGACGUGUGUUUCAGGAUUCCCUGUGGGCUGGACCCAAGAAUAUAUACUCUGGUCAAUGGACAGAAGUCUUCAACAGAUCUUCCAACACCUGGAAAAUGCAAGAUCAAGUCUUAUGCAACUGAGUUUGCCUGAACCACCAGAUGCGAUUUCUUCUACCACUUCCUCCGUUCUUGUGGCUCAGGAGGCUGUUCUACCCUAUUGUGACUGCAGGAGGGCAAAAUGUUCCACCACCCACAGCAUCUCCUCUGGAUCAUCAGGCAUCAACUCCAGACAUUCUCACUUUCCUGCCUUUUCUGAAGGAAAAACCUGGCAAUUCCGGAGCAACAGUUUGCCUGUUUCCCCCAAAAAGCAACCAUCAAUGUUCAAGAACAAAGGCACAUCCCUGCCUCCUUUUCAGUUGUCAGAACCUGAAAAAUCAAAACUUUUACAGAAUUUGGCAACUCUUUCAUCCUUACAAUCUCAAAGUUCUUUUAUCAACUCUAUUUUUGAACCUUUAAAUCUCUGCCAUCAAGAAAAUAUAAAACAUGCAAGAAGGAGCACGAGGCAUUUGGCAUCAGACCAUGGGUCAAAUUCAGUUUCCAAGGAGAAACCACAAGUCCCUGGAGAGGCUCCAAUCCGGCUCUCCUCUUUGGCUAGAGGGGAGCUAGAAGGACAUAUGUCUUGGAAAGUUUGUACUUUGCGGGAACAAACAGUACCUCUGCCUGUGAAGGAAUCAUGGGCAAUACUGAAUUACCUAACUGAAGUACAAGAAGGAGUUCCUGAAACAGCAAAAUCUCAAGCCAAGUUAUCUAUGCCCAUUCAUCAAAGCACAGAGCAAAAUACCAACAAUAAAUCCCCAGACCUUUCAUCAUUUCAGCUCCAUGUGAACAUUGGAGUGGAAUCUGGAUUAAAUAGGACAGAAACAAAAAUUUCACAAUCCUUUAUCUCAGGGAAGCAGUCACAACAUGGGGGUGGCUCCCAAAUUGUUGAAUCCAAGACUUCAUUUAUGUCCAUGGCCACUCCACCUCCCAGAAGUUUAGGAGUGAACAUAAUUGAAGAGGAAAACACUGUAUUAAACAAGGACCCAAAACACAUGCUAGAGCUUAGUAUAGAGCAGAAGGUCAUAGAUCUUAUAGAAGAAAAGCUACAGCAGCAUAAGACACAAGUGACUAAUGUGGAGUUGACCCAAAAGCUACCAUAUCAAGUCACAGAUAACUUAAGGGUAACUCCACUGGCAUUGCUACAGGUCAUGAAUUCAAUGGGGAUGAUUCCAGAAUCACACCCAGAAGCAACCAAAUCAGAUCAAGUUGUGAAACCAUCAGAAGCCAUGGAAACAGUGAGCAUAACCCCAAAACCACCAAAUCAAAUCACUGAAUCCGUUGAGGUAACCUCAAAUCCUCAGCACCGAGUUAUGGAGUCAAAGAGGAAGGCCUCAGGAGUGUUGAAUCAAGUCACAGAUAAUGUGAAGAUAACUCCUGUAGCAUUGCUUCAAGUCAUGGGAUCUAUGGGGAUUAACAAAUCACAUCCACAUAUCACAGAAACAGUGGGAAUGACCCCACGGACACCACAAUGUCAUGUAAUGGAGUCAGAGAAGAUGGACACAUUGUUGGACCAUCAAGCCAUAAAACCAGAACAGCUGAGUCCAAGGCUACCACAUUCAGUCUUGGAAACUGUUGGAAUGUCUCCAGGGCCACAGCAUAAAGUCAUGGAACCAAUGAACAUGACCUUAGGGUCACAUAGUCAAGCAAUGGAACAAGUAAAGAUAAAUCCAGGGCUAAUAUAUCAGAACAAAAAAUUGUUGGAAAUGAUUUCAACACCACCACAUGAAGUCAUGGAUUACAAAAUAACUCCAGUGGCAUUAUUACAAGCCAUGGACAUCAUGGGGAUAACUCCACCAGCAGAGGCACAUGCUAUAGAAUCUGGGGAUUUGACUCCCAGUUCACAGAUUCAAGGUAUGGAAUAUGUACAUUUGGCCCUACCAUCGGAGUUUCAAGGUCUAAAUGCUAUGGAGUUGACGCUAAGACCUCUAUCGGAAGACAGAAAAUCUGUAGAGUUGGCCCCAAAGCCAUGGUUACAAAAUAUGAGAUCUGAGAAGGGAGUCCCAGGACUACUGUUUGAAGAUGUAAACAUUCCUCAGAUGGGAAAAUAUGGGAAUGCAAUUCCUGAGACACAGGUGCAAGGGAUGAGACAUGGGGAACAGAUCUCAGGGAUACACUUUGAAGCAGUAAAACCUGUAGACAUGAAUUCAAAAUCAAAUCAUCAAGUUACAGAACGUGAAGGACUGACCCCAUGGCAUCGGGCUUCAGAAUAUUCAGCGAUGAUUUCAGAGCCAGAAUAUCAAGGGACAAAAGCAAAUUUGACCUCUGACAAUCAUCACCAAGUGAAAGAAUCCAUUGGGUUGACACAGCUGUCUUUAGGAAUUACCCCAGGGCCAUUAAGUCAAACUUCAGAAUCUAUGGAGAUGAGCUCAAUGUCAUUCCAAGGCACUUCAGAAAAAAUGCCCCAACUUGUAAAAGCGAUGGGAGAGACUUUAGAGUCACAACACACAAAAAAAGAAUCUCUGGAUUUGAUACCAGGAUUAGAGAUGCAGAGUGUGAGAUUAGAGGUGUUGGCCCCACAGCCACAGUCGCAGGGUAUGGUUGUUCAUUUGAAACUAGGACCAUGUUCAAAAGGUACUGAUUUGUCAGAGAUACCCCUCCAGUCAGACUAUAAUGACACAGAAACUGUGGAGUUGGAAUUGCCUCAAGUUGAUAAAGGCUUGGGGACCAUUCUAGAACCACCAUAUUCAGAAACAAGAUCUCUGGAGUUGACUCUAGGACUAGGGAUGGGAUAUGAGAAUUCAGAGUCACUACAGCAAAAUUUAAAACCUGUGGAAACAAGCUCUGAGUCAUCCCCACUCAUGGCAGGCUAUGAAAAGUUAAGUACAGAACCAAAACCACAUGUUAUGGACUUGACCCCAGAGGCACAGAUCCAGGGAGUCAAGUCUGGUCAAUUGGAUCCAGAGUCACAGCCACAAGAAGCAAAAUAUGUUAAUUUAAUCAAACAAUCAACAGUAGGAGUGGUAGGAUCUGAGAAACUGACACCAGAGUCAGUACAGCAAAGUGAGUUACCGGAGGAAUUGAACAAGGGGGCACAGUUCCAAAAUCUAAGCCCAUGGCAGCCGACUCUCACAUCUUGUGAACUGACUCCAGGGCCACAGUUGCAAAGUGUCAGAUUUUCAAAGCUAUCUCCAGGGCCACUUUUAAAAGGAGAAAAACCUGUAGAUUUAAUCUCAGGGCCCACCCAUCAUGACAUGAAAUCGGAUGAAUUGAUCCCAGAUUCCUCAAUGCAAGAAAGUGAAUUGUCAGGGUCAAAGCACCAAAGUAUCAAAUUUGAGCAGCUGAUUCCAGAAUCACAACCCGAAGGUAUGAGAUUUGUGGAACUAAGCCCAGGACCAGGCUUGCAAGACAUCAAAUCUUCUGAAUUGACUUCAGGGCCAAAGCUUCAAGGUGUCAAGUUUGGGGAGGACAUCCCAAGAUUAAUAGUUUGUGAUGUGAAUUCUGUGCAGGGGACUCCAGAGUUAGGCCUGCAUGAUUCCAAAUUAGUGAAGAUGUCUCCAGGGUUUCAAGAUAUGAAACAGGCUGGGCUUAACUCAGGGCCAUGCUUACAAGAUGUCAAAUUUUUUGAUUUGACACCUCCAGGAACUCAACCUCAAUGUGUGAAAUCUUCUGAGUUAAGCUCAGGGCCACAGCUCCAAGGUGUGAAAUUUUUGGAGUUGGCUUCAGAGCCUGAGAGGCAAGGGGUAACAUCUGCUGAAUCAACCCCAAGACCAGAGAAGCAAGGGAUUAAAUUGGAAUUGUUAGAACCAGAGUCACUGUUAAAAGGUAUAAAACUUGUAAUGGUGAACCAAGUGCCAAACUUUGCGGGUAAAAUUUCUUAUAAACUCAUCUCAGAGCCACGGAAAACAGGUAUAGAAUCUAUUGAGUUGAUUCCUGCACCACAGUUGCCAAAGGUAAACCAUUCCGAGUUGACCAGAAGACAAAAGUUACAAGACAAGAAAUCUGAAUUGAUCCAAGGAUCAAAGAUGAAACCACAGGUAGAUAAUACAAAAUCUGUAGAGAUAACCCUAGUCUCAAAAUGUCAAGGUUUAAAACCUGAGAAGCUUACCUCAGAAUCACAGUUAACAAAUAAGAAAUCUGUGGUGCUAAGUCCAGGACCAAAGUUAGGAGGUAUAAAAUCUAUGCAGUUAACACCAAAGCCAAAGCUAGGUGACAUCAACUCUAUGAUGUUAACCCCAGGGCCACAGGCAGGAGGUGUGAAACCUGGGGAGCUGAUCCCAGGCUCAGAGCAUCAAGAUUUAAAAUCUGAUUUGCUGACAUCAGCAUUACCAUUGGAAGAUGUGAAAUCUGUGAGCUUAACUCUAGGGCCAUGUCUGGAAAGCACAACAUCUAAGGAGAAAACCUUGAGUCCACAGCCAGAAGGUCUCAAAUCUGUGGAGAUAAUCUUGGGAUCACACAUAGAUGUCAAAUCUGUAGAAACUAGCCCUGAUUACAAGCUUGAAGGUGUGAAAUCUAUGGAAUUGACUCCAGGUUCAAGAAUUCUAGAUUUGAAAACUAUGGAGUUGGUCCCAGGUACACAACUGCAAGAUGCAAAAGCUGUGGAAUUGAAACUUGGGCCAGAGAUGCAAAGUGAGAAUUACACAGCAUUUGCACCAGAGCCAUUACUUCCAGGGGUUAAGUCCCAAGUGCAAGCCACAAAACCUAAGGAAUUGAUUUCAGAGUCACAAAUGCACGAUGUAAAAGUUGUGGAGGUGACUCCAAGUUUAAAGCUCCAAAGUUUAAAAUCUGUAAAGAACACUCCAGAUCCACAGCUGCAAUGUGAAAAAUCUGUGAUGGUGACCUCAAGGCUAAGGAAGCAAGUAGUGAAGUCUGUGAAUGUAACCAGAAAUCAAGGGUUUCAAGGAGCCACAUCUGUGGAUUUAACCCCAAUGCAACCAUUUCAAGAGAGGACACCUAUGGAUUUAACUCCUGGGUCUGAACAGUACGGUCAGAUAUCUGCAAACUCACCAGAGUGGAAAUGUGUGAAUUCAGAGCAAUUGAAUAGAGGGUCUCAGUCAGAAGGGACAAUGUCUUUGGAGUUAAUUCCGGAGCCAAAAUCUAAAGAUGUAAAAGCUGUAGAUCUCAGCUGUGAACUACAAUCGAGAGAACUACAAUCACUGGAGUUGGCUCCAGAACCAAAUAUCCAGGAUUUAAAAGCUAAAGAGUUUGAACGUGAACCACAGUUACAAACUAUGAAAUCCCCCAAGUUGACCCUGGGACCACGGUUGCACCAAGUGAAACCCCUGGUAUUAAUUUCAGAGCCACAGACUGAAGGUAUGAAAACCAUGCAAUCAAAUGAGGAGCCACACAGUGGAAGUAGGAGAUCUAUUAAGUGGAUACCAGGGCCUGAGUUCCAGCGGGUGAAAUCUGUAGGCUUAGAUCUUGGGUCACAAACUUUAUGUGUCAAACCUGCAGAGCUGAAACAUACUAUACAGUCAGAAAGUGUGAUAUCACCUGAAUUCACUGUAGGGUCCAAACUUCAAGGUGUAAAACCUGUGGAGUGUAAGUGUUGGCCACAGUUCCAGUGUGUGAAAACUCCUGAGUUGUCCUCAGCGCUAGAGCUGCGAAAAGGUAAAAGCUUGGCAUCAGCCUCAGAGCCACAGCUUCAAUGUACAGAAACUGUGGAAUUAAACCAAAGGCCACAGCUUGGAAGUACGAAAUGUGUCCAGUGGAUAACAGGACCUGAGUUCCAAGGUAUAAAAUCUGUAGGGUUCAAUACCGGGACACAGUCUCUCAGUGUCAAGCCUGCAGAUCUGAAGUGUUCAACACAGUUAGAAAGUGUGAAGUCAGCUGAAUUGACUGUAGGGUCCAAACUUCAAGGUGUAAAAUCCGUGGAGGGUAACUGUGGGCCACAGACGCCAUGUGUGAAAACCCCUGAGUUGUCUCUGGGAUCAGAGCUGAAAAAAGAUAAAGUUUUGGCAUUGACCUCAGAACCACAGCUUCAACGUACAGAAACUAUGGAAUUAAACCAAAGGCCACAGCUUGGAAGUACGAAAUUUGUCCAGUGGAUAACAGGACCUGAGUUCCAAGGUAUAAAAUCUGUAGGGUUCAAUACCGGGACACAGUCUCUCAGUGUCAAGCCUGCAGAUUUGAAGUGUUCAACACAGUUAGAAAGUGUGAAGUCAGCUGAAUCAACUGUAGGGUCCAAACUUAAAGAUGUAAAAUCUAUGAAAUGCAACUGUGGGCCACAGUUGCAGUGUGUGAAAAUCUCUGAGUUGUGCCCAGCACCAGAGCUGCAAAAAGGGAAAAUUUUGGCAUCAACUUCAGAGCCACAGCUUCAAUGUAUGAAAACUUGGGGAUUAAACCAAGGGCCACAGCUUGGAAGUAUGAAAUGCAUUCAGUGGAUACCAGGAUCUGAGUUCCAGGCUACAAAAACUGUGCUAAAUCUUGGUUCAGAAUCUCAAAGUCUCAGAACUGUACAAUUGAAACCUUCAACACAGUUAAGAGAUAUGAAGUCAUCUGAGUUGAUUCCAAGGCCAAAGCUCCAAGAUAUUACACCUUUGACAUCAUUCUGGGAACAUCAACCUCAAGGAUUCAAACUAAUUGAUUUGAAACCUAGGCUACAGUUGAGAAGUAUGAAAUCAGGUGACCCGGCUUCAAGAUCAAAGUUCUGUAAUAUAAAAUCUAUGAAAUUCAAACCUGGGCUACCUUUGCAAGAUAUGACAUCUCCUGAGUUGACCCCUGGACUACAGUUGCAAGAAAUGAAACCUCUAGAGUCAUCCCCCGGAACACAGCUUCAAGGAAUGAAGUCUUUAGGGUUUACACAGGGGCCAAAGCUUCCAGAAGUGGAAUGUGGGGUAUUCAACAAAGGAUCACAAUUACACAGUGAUAAAGCUGUAGAAUUGAACUCCCCACUAUACUUGGAAGGUAUAAGAGCACUUGAGUUGGCUCUUCAGACGAAGCCUCAAGGUGUGAAAUCUGAAGAACUUAACUCUGGGCUCCAGCAGCAAGGUGUAAGAUCUUUUAAGUUGACUCCUGAGACAACACAUCAAGAAACAAAAUUUGCAGAGCUAAGCUCCAGCUCGCAGUUGAAGAGUAUACCAUUUCCUGAUUUGAUCAAGGGGACCAAGGUUCGAGGUGUCACAUCUACAGACUUCAAACCUGGGCCAUGGUUACAAGAUGUGAAAUCUUGUGAGUCAAUGCCAAGCACAAAGCUUCAAGAAGUGAGAUUGGUGGAAUCCACCGCAGGUCCACAGCUGCAAGAUGUGAAAUCUUCUAGGCUGAUCAUGGGUAUAGAGCUUAAAGAUGAAAAAUGUAUGGCUUUCUCUUCUGGACCACAAUUACAAAGUGUGAGAUCUUCUCCAGCGAUUCCAGGGAGAAAACUUCGAAGGAGAAAUUUUGUAGAAUUCAAACUUAGACCAAAGUUACAAGGUGAUUUGACUCUGAGGAGGAAGCUUCCAGAUAUGAAAUCUGUGAAACUGAAUUCAAGCCCACAGUUACAAGAUAGAAAAUCUCCCAAGCAGAUAAUGAACAUAAAGCUCCAAGGUGUAAAAUUUAUGGAUUUCAGUUCUCAAGCACACCUUAAAGGUAUGAAAUCCUCUGAGGCAAUACAAAAGACAAAACCUCAAGAUAUGAAAUCAGUGGACUUCAACUCUGAACCACAAAGUGAAAAAUCUUCUGAGUUUAUUCAAGGGACAAAGCUUCAAGAUGUGAAAUCUGUAGAGUUCAACCGUGGCCCAAUGUUACAAAGUGUGACAUCCUCAGAAUUAACACCAGAAAUAAAGCUUCCAAGUGGGGAGUGUGUAGAGUUUCGCUCAGGCCCACAGUUGCAAGAUGUUAAAUAUUCCAAGUUGAUUCCGGGUACAAAGAUUCAGGAUGCAAAAUCUAUGGAGUUCAGUUCUGGACCAUCCUUGCACAGUGUGAAAUCUUCUGAAGUGGUCUCAGGGUCAGAGAUGCAAAAAGCAAAACCUCUGGGAUUCAUGCUGGGGCCACUGUGGCACAACAUGACAUCUUUAGCGUUGACAUUAAGUAAGGUACAAGAUAAGAAAUAUUUGGGGUCCAACUCAGCUCUACAAUUACCAGAUAGGAAAUCUAUGUGGACACCAGAGAGCCACCCUCAACAAGAAAUGAAAUUCAUGGGAUUUGAUCCUGGGACAAAGUUACAUAGUAUCAAAUCUGAGUCAACAAACCUUCAAACAAGGGAUUUUAAUGAGGUCAACCUUAACACAGAAUCUCAGGUUGCAAAACUCUCUAAUUUGGCCUUGGAAUCAAAGAUUCAUGGUAGGCUACCUUCUGAAUUCAAUGCUGGAAAGCAGCAGCAAGAUGAGAAAUCUUGUAAAUGUAUUCAAUGUCCAGAGUUUCAAAGUGAAAAAUGUAUGGUGUUUAAUCGAGGGCCACAUUUACAACAAAAGAAAUCUUCUGAAUUAUGUGAAGGAACAAAGUUCCAAGAUGUUAAAGCUAUGGACUUCAAUUCUGAACAACAGCAAAAAGAAGUGAAAUCUCUUGAGUCAUGCCUGGGAACAAAGCUUCAAGGUACGGGGUGUUUAGACUUUCACCCUGGGCCAAAGCUUCCAGGGACAAAAUCUUUUGAGUUGAACCCUAAGUCAGAUCAAGGAAUAAAACCUGAAGUGUUCUGCCUUGGACCACAUUUGCAAGGUGUGAAUUCUGCUGCAUCCAAUCCAGGGCCACAGUGUCAGUGUGUAAACUCUACUGGGUGCAACCCUAGACCCUAUUUGCAAGAUGUUAAUUCUUCUGCAUCCAUCCCUGGCCUAGAGCUUCAGUGUGUAAACUCAAGUGGGUGCAACCCUGGGCCAUGUGUACAAAGCAUGAAAUCUUCUGCAUUCACUCCAGGGGCACAACAUCAGUGUGUAAAUUCUACUGGUUGUAACUCCAGGCCACAUUUUCAAGGCAUGAAUUCUUUGGCAUGUACUCCAGGGCCACAACUUCAAUAUAUGAAUUCUUCUGCGUACAGCCCAGGGCUACAACAUCCGUGUGUAAAUUCUACCGGGUGCCACCCUGGGCCACAGUUGCAUGGUGUGAAAUGCUCUGAGCAGACUCAAGAGCCAAAGUUUCUAGAUGUAGAACCUAUGGGAUGUAACUCUGGGCCACCAAGGCAGUAUGUGAGUUCCUCUGAGUUAAAUCUAAGGCCAAAAUCACACUGUAUAAAUUCCAUGGGAUGUAAACCUGAGUCACACUUGCAAGGUGUACAUUCUUUGGAACCGACUUCAUGGACAAAAUGUCAAGGUAUGAGAUCUUCUGAGUUGCGUCCAGGGCCAGAGCUUCAAGGCACAGAAUCAGUUGUGUUCAACCCUGUGCAUCAUUUACAAGAUGUAAAAUGUGUAUUGACUCCAGGGACAAAGUCUGAAGGUACAAUGCCAAUGGAGUUCAAAUGUGGCCCACGGAAGCAAGGAAUGAAUUCUGAGGAACUGCCUUCGCACCUCAGGCAGCAGAAUAUGGGAUCUAUGGUGUUUGUACCCAAGCCAUGUUUUCAAGAUUUGAAAGAUGUGAAGUCAAACCUAUGGCCACAAUCUCAAAAUGUGAAUUCUUUAGGGUUGACAUCAUGCCUCAGGUCACAAUGUAUUAAAUCUGUGGUUGUCACACCAAAGUCAUGUUUUCAAAAUGUAAAACCUGUGGAGCUGAGUCCAGGGUCCCAUCAGCCAGGUAUAAAUUACCAAGAAUUGAUUUCAGGUCAGCAAGGUGUUAAAUCAGAGACAAUGGCACCAGAGUCAAGCAGCAAGUUCUUACCAGGACCAAUAUUGACUAGUGUUAAAUUCUCAGAUUUGCCUGCAGAAUCACAGCGGCAGGGAGCGAAGUCUUCGGAGUGUACUCCAGAGCCAAAAGUACAAAGCAUAACACAUGUAAAAUUGUCUUCAGUAUCCCUGCAGCAAACUGUGAAGUCUGUGCAGUUAGCACAGCCACCAAUUCAGAGAGUGAAAUCUGAGGAGCAAACUCAAAGAAAAAAUUGUCAAGUCACAGAAUCCUCUGAAAUAAUCCCUAAACCACAACAUCAGUUUGUAGAAUAUGUAGAGAUGAUCCAAAAGCCAAGGCAUCAAGUCCUUAAAUCUGUGAAUUUGACUUCAGUACCAAUUAAUGAGACCACAGAGUCUUCAGAAAUGGCAAAAGGGUUGGCACAUACAGGAUUAGAAACUAUAGAUAAAACUAUGAGGUUGACCCCAAAGCCAACAGGCAAAGCCAUGGAAUCUUCAGGGGUGCCUCUACAAUUAGAUCUUCAAGUGCCAGAAUUUGGUGAUCUUACUCUGAUGCUAAGGGGUCAAGGCUCAAAAUCCUUGGACUUAACCCCAGGGAAAAGCUACCAAAUUCCAGAAACUCUGGCGUUGCUCUCUCAGUCAUGUCCUCAGGUUAAGGAUUUGGAGAAGUUUUAUAAAAGACCACUGCAGCAAGUUGUAAAAUCUGAAAGGAUGACUCCAGAAUGCAAACAUCACAUUCCAGAAGCUAUGGGGUUGACCUCUAUAGCAAGGUUGCAAGGGAAAGAAUUCCUUGGAAUGACUCCAAAACCAAUCAAUCAAACCACUGAUUGUGCAGAGAGAGCUCCAAGGCCCUAUCCUCAAGAUUUAGAACCUGUUGGGGUAAUAUCUGAGAAAAGAUGGCAAAAUGAAGAAUCUGUAGUAUUGAUUCCAAAGUCAUUUCAUCAUACCCCAGAUUCUACUUCAUGGAUGACACCAGGGCUAGGAUAUCACGCUGUUAAAUCUGUAGAGUUAACUUCUGAGACAGGGCUGCAAGUAAAGGGACCUAAAGAAUUUAUCCCAAGGUCACAGCAUUAUUUGGGCUCUUCAAGGCUAACAUUAGGAUUAGGACAUCAAGUAUCAGAAUCUCUAAGUUUGACCUCUAAGCAGAAGCUGCAAAUGGAGAAAUCCUUAGAGUUGCCCCCAAAGCAAGAAAGUCAAGCUAUGGGACGUGCAGAAUCCAUAGAGCUCACCUCUGAUACAUGGCAGCAAGGAGAGGUAUCAAUGAGCCUAAGACAGUCACAGAAUCAAAAUAUGAAACAUUCAGGACCAUUGGAUCAAAUUAUAAAAUUUGUAAAGGUUAGUCCAAAGCCACUAUAUCAAGUCACAGAAUCGGCAAGGGCACAGCAAGUUGCUCAAUCAGUAGGAACAAUAUCAGUUCCUCCCCCACCAAUUGUUGUAUCUGUGAAAGCGAUCCAUGGACCACCAGUGCAAGUUGUAAAAUCUGUGACAACACCGGAAACAACCCUUCAAAUGGCAGAAAAUGUUAAGUUGACCCCAAAGCUUCAAAAUGUGAGAACUUCAGAGUUUAUCUCAAGGCUAUGGUUACAAAACAUGAGAUCUAAGAAAUUAAUCACAGAGCCAACACACCAAAUUUUGGAAACAAUGGAGUGCACAGGGUUUCAAAUCGUAAAGUCUGUAUUAACACCAGGGCCAUUACUUCAAACUGUGAAAUCUGAGAAAUUAUCACCUGGCCCAAUUCCUCAGGUUGUAGAACCAACAGUAGCCCUAAGAUCAGGGCUUGAUGUAAUAGAUUGUUUGGAUUUACUCCCAAGGCCAUAUUUUCAAGAACUGGUAAAACCUGUAGAAUUAACUCCAAGGUCAAAUAUUCAAGUGAAAUCUGAAGAAUUAACCUCACAGCAAACAUCUCCACUUGAGAAGCUUACAGUAAUGACUCAUGAACAAAAGCUUCAAGCUGUGAAAUCUAUGGGAAUAAAAAUUGAGUAUCCGAAAGUCAUGGAAUCUGAAGAUUUGGAUGGAAGACAGAUGUGUCAGAAUAGCGACUCUGAGGAAUUAAUGUCCGAGAAAGAGUUGCAAAUAGGGAAUUAUUUCAGUAAUUUCCCACACAGCUCUUCAACAUCACUUAUUUCAAGCUCUGUCAGAACAUCUGAAUUAGGAAGUCUUCAGCAAUCUGGGAUGCUAGAUGUACCAACAGCUUUGGAUAUAAAAAACUUCAGGACAGAUAUUUUGCAGCCUGAAGAGUCCUGUACAGAUCCUACAGUGAUACAGUCUCCUAUCCUCCCCUUGGCCUUUCAUAAGCAACCCUAUGAUAAGACAGCUAGUUCUAUGAAAACUCCAUGUCCUGAGAUCCCAGGAGAGGAUGUAAUAUCCAAGGAGAGAAUUAAAAGGAAGCAACUAGAGGAGUUAGAGAACUCACUACAGAAUCUCUCCCGACAUCUACCACAAAGCUGGAGGUCACCACCUAGGACAUUUCUAGGGGGACCAGGGGGUCAAAAAGGCCCUACCUCGUCUUUCCUGGGCAGACGACAGAAUGUCUGGGAGAAUCAUGCCCGUAUGCAGCGACUACCUAGAAAAUAUCUUUCCACUAUGCUAAUGCUAGGGAAUGUCUUGGGGACCACUAUGGAAAAGAAGCUUUGUUCUCGAACAUGCUUAGCAGAAAGAGUCACUGCAGACACCUGUCAAUCUGUUCAGAAUUUAUUUGGGGUUCCAGCUGAACUGAUGGAAUUUUCUCAGAGUCUCCUAGAGAAGGGUCCUGGUGCUGUUUCUCAGUCUUCAGUGGUCAAAACCUACAUUCAGAGGCACACUUUAUGCCCUGGUCAUGAGAAAAGAAUGACCUUAAGGAUGUGGACACGUGGCUCCACAUCUUCCAUAAUACAACAAUACUCUGGGACUAGAUUUGGAAUAAAGAAAACAAACUCAAGGCCCAGUGAUACAUCCCAGGAAGUCAUUCAGCACAUGCCUGUCUCAUGUGCAGAGGGCCAGCCUCCUGACCCAGUAAAGUCAGAGUCUUCCCUCAGGAUAUUUUAUAAAAGGGAAGAUCCUGUCCCUGUGGAAGAGAGCGAGAACUCACAGAGUGACUCAGAGACAAGGACUUUUGAGUCUCAACACUCUCUAAAGCCAAGUUAUCUUCCCCAGGCCAAGACUGACUUCUCAGAGCAGUUCCAGUUACUACAAGAUCUGCAGCUAAAAAUAGCAGCAAAACUCUUAAGGAGUCAAAUACCCCCCAAUGUGCCUCCUCUAGCUUCAGGUCUAAUCCUAAAAUACCCUAUCUGCCUACAGUGUGGCCGAUGUUUGGGAUUUAAUUGCUGUCAUAAAUUACAGACCACUUUUGGGCCUUAUCUGCUUAUCUAUCCACAACUCCACCUUGUAAGCACUCCAGAAGGCCAUGGAGAGAUUCGGUUGCAUCUUGGCUUUAGGUUGCGAACUGGAAAAAGAUCCCAAGUCUCAAAGUAUUGUGGAAGAGAAAGACCUGUCGCACAAAAGAAUCCUGUAUCAGCAUCACAAAGGAAUGGUAAAAUUGAUACUCAAGCUUCCAAGAGUCCUGCUCCCACAAUAGAUUUUCAAUCCGGGUCUUCCCAUUCUCCUGCUCCUGUACAAGUCCACAUCAGGCGAAGGCAACGUGAUAGUCCAGAGCUGGUAAAAAAGAGAAACAUUGGAGACCCUGGGCACUAUGACUUCACUCAAGUUCACUCUCUACUAGACAGUGACUCUGAAAGUGAUCAGGAUGAAAAAUGGGUUAGAGUGAGAACCAAAAAGACCUCUGUUUCAAAGUAUCCCAAGAAAAGACUCACUAAGAGACUUAGAACACAAAACACAAACAGCAGAACCACAACAGAAAGUCCCUGUGCAGAAUUACCAGCCCCUCCAAGGAGGAAGAGGACCAGAACAGUUCAUACAAGCUCUGCCUCUCUGAAAAGACAAUCUAAGAAAUCUUCCCAACCCAGGUUCAUGCAAUUGUUGUUUCAGGGCCUAAAGCAGGCAUUCCAAACAGCACACCGAAUUGUAGCGUUUGUUGGACAGAAGCCCGGAGACAGGACAAGGCCAGACAGUUUGCCAUCAAGCAAAAACUGCCAUCCAAAACAAAAAGCCAGGGCCCAUCACUUACUGAGAGCUAACAAAAGAGACAAGGUGCCAGUUGGCACGCAAAAGCCAACAGGUGCUGCCACUGGGCAGGACCCCACGCCGUCAGGAGGAACAGAUCCAUGCGGUUCACCUGAAAGGCCAAAAGGAGCGAGAGCUCUCCAAUCCAGCCCUCUCCAGCUGCCUGAGCCCAGAGUUUCCCAAAGAGAUCUCACUCUCCAGGCUACAGCAGUCAUCCAGCCUCUGGAUACACUUCAAAACGACAGUAGCAGCAGGGCAAAGCAAACGUUCUGCAGAAACGAAACCAGGCAAGGGUCAAAGGACUUGCCCCAACCGGGAAGCAGGGUUCAGGCUCGAGGGAGGGCCCUACCUGGUCCCCCUAGGAAGAGAGUCUUACCCUGUGAGGAGAAGCUCACAGCCCAGGAGCGCAACCCCCGCGGCUGCUUUAGGGAGAGGCUCUCCCGACAUUCCUCCGAGGGGCACUUACACAGCCCCUUCGAGAAGAGCCGGGGCAGUCCCUCCGAGAGGAGCCAGCGCAGCCCCUCGGAGAGGACCCUUCGCAGUCUCUCGGAGCGCAGCCACCGCAGUCGCUGUCGGAGAAACCAUCGCAGUCCUUCCGAGAGAACCCUGCAAAGUCUCUCCGAGAGACGACACCACAGUCCCCCGGACAGGCGCCAUCACAGCCUUUCGGAGAGAAGCCGAGGCAGCCCCUCCGAGAGGAGACAUCGCGGUCCCCGAGAGGGGGUCCGCCAUGGUCCCUCGGACAGGAGCCCCCGCUGCCCCUCAGACAGCAGCCGCCUCGGACCCCUGGACAGGCGGCGCCAUGGUCCCUCGGACAGGAGCCCCCGCUGCCCCUCAGACAGCAGCCGCCUCGGACCCCUGGACAGGCGGCGCCAUGGUCCCUCGGAUAGGAGCUCCCGCUGCCCCUCAGACAGCAGCCGCCUCGGUCCCCUGGACAGGCGGCGCCAUGGUCCCUCGGACAGGAGCUCCCGCUGCCCCUCAGAUAGCAGCCGCCUCGGACCCCUGGACAGGCGGCGCCAUGGUCCCUCGGAUAGGAGCUCCCGCUGCCCCUCAGAUAGCAGCCGCCUCGGUCCCCUGGACAGGAGGCGCCACGCUCCCUCGGACAGGAGCCCCCGCUGCCCCUCCGAGGGGAGCCUUGGCAGCCCCUCGGAGAGGAGAGGAUUCAGCUACUGUGGGAGGAACCGGCACGCUCCCGCUGCGAUGAGGCAGCUCAGGCCCUGUGAGAGAAGCCGGCGCAGUCAGUCGGAGAGAACGCAUCCCAGCCCCACCGAGAGGAGCCGCCACAGCCACUCGGACAGGAGCCGGCGCAGCCACUCCGAGAGGAGCGGGCGCAGCCACGCGGAGAACAUCCCUCCGAGCCCCCCGAAGGAGAGACCCCAGCACGGUUCCCCUAAGGAGAGGCCCAGGCGCAGUCUGUCCAAAGAGGUCAAGAGUUGCUCAAACACGUCUCCUAGGAGCCACACGGAAAAACCUCAAAGCAGGGCAAGUUUGGAGGCCUGA